AUGUCUAAUAAACAUUCACCAAAUAUUUGCAAUGACUUGUAUGAAAAAUUCUCGGAAAAACCGGACACUUUGUUAAAUGAAGAUAUUAUUCAAGAUUCGAAAAAUCGAGUAAUUAACAUCUUAGAGUCACCUCAAUUGCUCUCGUAUAAAGUUAAUAAUUCAUCGCAAGAUUUCAUAAAUGAAACUAUUAAGCAAUUAUGUAAUUUAUAUAUAGAAGAAGAAAAAAAAGGAAAUUAUGACACAUCAAUCCUUAGUUCAAUAGAACAAUAUCUGAUAAGUAAGCAACAAAAUCCUGCCAAUGUAAUAGAAUGUCUUGGUCCAAGGCAAAUUGUAAAUCAUUUAGUCUGGAUUAAUACAAAGCUAAAAACACCAAAAUACAAACAAUAG
Cetraspora pellucida is the source of this 387-nucleotide messenger RNA. The record is from the annotation of a GenBank genome assembly. NCBI's taxonomy places the organism in Eukaryota, Fungi, Glomeromycota, Glomeromycetes, Diversisporales, Gigasporaceae.